This is a messenger RNA of Batrachochytrium dendrobatidis JAM81, 4098 nucleotides long. RefSeq lists its product as uncharacterized. NCBI's taxonomy places the organism in Eukaryota, Fungi, Chytridiomycota, Chytridiomycetes, Rhizophydiales. The transcript has 9 exons. The record is from RefSeq and is a predicted model, not a curated record. Bases 1 to 3966 code for a protein of 1321 amino acids.
AUGCAGGAUUACGUUGACUUGCAGUCUGUUCAGAAUACAUUCGGAUUGGGAGAGAAUGAUGUUUCGUUGUCUACCGAGUUUAGAUGUGCAUUUUAUGUUCAUGCUCCUGUCCGGAAGGGCAGCAUGGCCAGUCGUCAUGAGCCCAAUGCAGCUGCUGUAAAGUCUCGGACUUUACAUUCCACAAAACCAUCGACAACUCAUGUCCGAAAAGCGACAUCUUUGAAAGACAUUGGCUUGCAGCAGUCCAUCUCAGCCUGUGCUGCAUGGUUUGUACGAUACGGUCCAAACCAUCUGCAAGUCAGCACUGUUGUUGGUAGCAAACAUAUCCUUUUGGCUUCUCUUUCUGUCGAACAGCUUUCUGAUGGAGAUUCCAAUGCUCUUGAAAUAUCACUCGUUACUCAUGUGCGGCUUGGACUUUUGGAAUUCUUGCUCAUUGCUGUAAAAGACACUCGCUCAAGAGAUACCACGCUCUGGCUAUUCGAGCCAUUUUCUCUACAUACUCUCAAAGUCCCAUUUGAAUUUGAUUCAAGCGUACAGUUCACUGCACUGGGAUCAACAAAUGCAGAGAUCGUGGAUUCCCAGUGCUGCAGCUACAUUGUCGUUGGAUCUGUGGCCAGAUUCUUUGUUGGUACAAUUGUUCCAAUGUCCCCUCCUGGAGUUCAAGUAGAUACAUUUGGGAAACUGCUUACUACUCAUCUUACUGGACCACUGAAUGCUACCGUUACCGCAAUUAGUACAUUUAGUUCUUCUACGCAUGAUGCUCCACUUUUUAUCAUUGGCACUUCUAAUGGCGGAGUGGAGAUUUGGGCAAUGAAAACAGAGGAGACUAUGGAACUAGUUUACACUAUCAAGUCAGCAUGCUUUUCUGCAAUCAAGUUUGGAAGGGGCGUCAAUGGAGAGGGAUGUAAGCUUUUUACAGUAUAUUUGCAGGAAUCACUUUUCCACUUGCAAAUUCACAAGCUGUCUGAAGAUGCCAUUCAUUUGAUUGUUGAAGAAACCUUGGCAACUGGAAAAUAUGGCACUAUUCAAGAUAUUGAGCCAUUGGGAUCCACUUCCAAUUGUAUGAUUUUGUCAUUAGAUAAAGUCGGCAAGUUUGUUGGAGAUCAUAAUCCACCAUCUGAGCGCGAACAUGAUUAUCCUCAUUACAGUGACUGGCUAUCUCGUGAUCCCAAACGAUUCCCUUAUAGUCGCGAAACUUCUCAAGCUAUUCUUACCCAUCGCUGCAAAAUGGAUAAUGAGCUGUUUAUUGACAAGCUUCUUUCACUAUUUGGAAUCAAUGGGCCCGCUGUCUAUCCUCCAUCAGAUGCAGCUGAACUGGAGUUGUUGUUUGAUGAUGUUUUGUCUUGUGCUAAUAUGGCGUUGAUGCCAAAGCACUGUGUGAUUUUUUAUUUGCUACUGGAUUGUGGGACUAUUGCUUCCGAGUAUGCUUGUAUGUGGGGCAUCACGCAGCCUUUUUUAACUUCUAUUCGAGGAUACUGGGCUAUGGAUCAUGGCCAAUUUGAGACUGGAUCUUUGCUUUUGUCUGAUCCAUCAAUUGAAUUGGACUGGGCACCAAAGAUUCUCAAAACCCUCGUUGGCUAUCAGCAAUUUACACUGGCGUACCAGUUUAUUCAACGAGUCCGGUCAUCCAUUUGGUCAAUGACUGAUGUUGAGUUGCAAAUGGAGAUUCUAGUCAAUACUCAUUUUGAUGAGGCCAUGUCGUUUCAACGAAAGUACGCUCCUGCACUUCAGAACCAACGUCUUUUUGCAUACCUGAUUGAGCAUACCUUUUCUACAUCUCCAAAUGCAUCCGAGUAUCGUAAACGUUUGCUAGAUAUUACUCUGUUGCCAGAUGAAGAAUCCUGUGUUAUUUCCCAAUGCCGUUCAAGAGCUAGUGCACUUUAUGUCGAUUUUCUCAUUGCUUAUUAUUUGAAUCGUUCAAGAUAUAGCGAAGCUAUCCAUAUAUAUGACGAAUUCUUUGGCAGUUCAUCUGCUCUUCAAGAUGAAAAGAGUGCUGCUAGAUGUGCCAUGAUUGACAAUGUUCGCUUGGUAGUCUCUCAGGUUCAACGAGCGUCAUUGGCUAUUAGUCGCGAAACCUCCCAUCAUAUGCCUCGUUUACUUUCUGAAACAACUAAACCCCUUUCGCUUAUGAUAGCUACCUCAAACGCUGCUGAACCAGUUGAAUCUCAUACGAUUGCAGCUAGUUCUAUGUCAAAUGACGUGUCCAUUCAAAAGGCUUCUUUGACUGUGGCUACUCCAGUUCCAACUCCUAUAGCUGCCAAAUCCUCUCCAUUAGAGCGCAUGCAAAGUACUCCAUUUAAAAACAGUCCAUCUUGCAAUUCGGUUCUUCGUGCUCUUCACGAAAACCAUUUACAAAACAGCGAGACAGCCAUACAAUCUGCUCCAACAAUGGCUGAUUGGCAGCCUGCAGAACCAGAUUUCAACACAACAAAAGACAGUUUCAGUAUGAUACUGAAUACAUCUGAUUCAUCUGAUUCAACUCCACUUGCAAUCUCAGAUUCACUGAUUGCGUCUGUCAGGUCUACCCAAUCCAACCAUGUUUUUGCGAUUCCUCAAUCAAUUGAUCGAUCAACUCCACUACCAACCGAUCGUUCUACACCUAUUUUGACUGGAAGAUCUUCUAUUGAUCGGUCGACUCCCGUAAUGAUCCAUCAAACUCGAUCAGAAAUAAUGCCAUACUCCCCUAAACCAUCUCCACCGUUUACACGACCUCCUAUAUCACCACGUAAUGCUUCAACUAGCUGCGCUUCGCUAACUAGUCCACAGUAUCAGCUUUCAAACCCAUCUUUGAAAUCUCAGACUUAUUCAUCGCCUGUUAUUGUUGGCACUCAGCCAGCUACUGUUUUGACCACUGAUUCUGUUUAUGAGGUUGAUGGCUCUUUUGUACCCUCGUUGCCAGAUACACAUGUGCGCACUCCAGUACAGAUGGAACAGCGCGUCGGUACUUUUGAAGACAGAUCUAGUUUGAGUGGAAUGCGACCUGCAAGAGUUAUAUCGUCUCCAAGGGGAACUCCUGUUGGGUCAAGUGAUGUUAAAUUGACCAAUAAUUCGCCUUUUUCUCAGCCAGAUAUGCAACACUCGACACACAUGCAUUUGGUAUCUCCAGCAAUCAUGGCUACAAUUAGAAAGGAAAGUCCCUUGCAUGCCAACGUCACUCCGGUGUCUGUCCGCCGGUCAAAGCGUCUUCCAAUGGCUGCUCAUUCCCAGUCAAAUCUCAACUUGAACCAGUUUGCAUCUGAAGCAAACUCGGGUGUGAAUGUGCAUGGCGAGGGAAAACAUCAAGAUGCGGUUGCUUCGUUGCGAAAAUCUGCUAGAAAACAGUCCAAAAAAACAGGAGUGGAUUUGCUUUCAUACAAAACCAACACACCAAGCAGUGGAUCUACCCGACUUCAGCGAAAAGUGGUUUCGGGGCUACUCGAGGAUGAAGAGAAUAUUCCAGAUGCGUCUCAAGUGGAAUCUUCCAGGUCAACAACGACAACUCGGCGAACUCCUAAACGAACUGUAUCUCGAUCUAACGACGUCGCUUCUGUGUUACCUACAACAUUGCUUUCAGAUGUGGUGUCUGAUGCAGAUAUUCAUGAAUCGGCUCCCCGUGGCCGUACUACUCGAGCUCGCGCAGUAGCAGCUUCAACUCCCAUUUCUGCCUCGACUCUAAUAAGCACCCCUAAAAAAACUACACAGUUUGUUCGCACAUUACGUGCACCACCCAAGCAGCUUCGUAACGAUAUCAUGAUGCUGGACAAUAUUCCUGCUAUGCCUGAUUCACUUUCAGAUUCCCGUCAUAAACAGUCUACUCUCCCUGCAGAAUUAUCAGAUGACACCAAUGCAAAUAUGGGUAAAUCUAAGCCAGAGCGACGCCAAACACCUCGUAAAGUUAAAAAAGCAGGCAUACCUUUAAAUGAAAACAGUGAAACGUCGACCCCACAACGCACUGUUGUUACUCGCAGAAUGGCUAGUAGAGGUUAGCCAUAUUUAAUGGGUUGUCGACUUGAUUCAUUUUUGGUAAUAAAUAUUCUUUAAUAUUGACCCUAAAUGUUCAAAUCAAUAGUCUGACACUACCUGUUCAGCACAAAUAAACACCUGCAUUACUAUAACCUG